AUGUCAUCCUCCGAUCCAUUCAUCAUACUCAUCAUUGAUAGUGAACAAAUUCAUUGGGAUCAAAUCUUCUCAGAACAACCAGAUUUUAUUUCAAAAUACAAUAUUCAGAUCGAACAGACCACUUGGGAAAAUAUUCUCUCUGUGACCAGUUUCAAUGAAAAUUUCACAUCGAAAAGUAAACGUUGUGAAGUGACCAUGAGACCUUACAAGACCAAAUGCAGUCAUAAUGAACAGAGAAACAAACAGAGAGUUUGUCGUCCACAAUUUGUUCUGGUUCGGAAAUUAGUUCAGGGAUUGAAAAUUGAUCAACACGAUUAUACCAAUCAUUUACUUGGAAUGAUUCAUUGUAAUUUAGAUUCCGUCAAUAAUUUAAAAUCUAUUUAUUUGAAUUUACAACGUCCAAUUAUUCAUGGAAUUUUGACUCAAAUCAGAGAUGACAAGGGUUAUGAUAAAUUUCCAUUGAUCGAUCAGUAUUAUUAUAGCGAACCUCAUACUAUUUUAUUUACGCCAAAUUCGAGUGAAAACAAGGUCGUGUUAAAAGUUGGAUCCGCUGAAGCAGGGUAUGGAAAGGUUCUCUUAAAUAACGAUAGUGGAACACUGCGUGAUUUUGCAGGUGUUGUAACUCGUUACAAUGACUUUAUGACAUGUGAACCAUUCAUUUCCAAUCGAAAGUGUGACAUUAGAGUUCAGAAAAUUGGAAAGAAUAUUCGAGUGUAUGAAAGAGUGAGUUCCAAUUGGAAAGGUAAUGUUGGAAAUUCAAUUUUGAAAGAAGUUGAAGUUAAGAAGCAUUACAAAGAUUGGAUCAAAUGGGUUGAUGAAGCCAUGAAGAGAGAAAUUGGCUGUGAAUUAGAUAUUUUCACACUCGAUGCCAUCCUUGUUGAAACUAUCGAGACAGGAAAGACCACUCCAGUCAUCACUAAAGAAUAUAUUUUAGAAAUUAAUGAUUCUGCAUCAGGACUAGCUCCAGAAAAUCUCGAAAAGGAUUUGAGAUUGAUCCGAGAUUUAGUCAUUGAAAAAAUUAAAAAGUAA
Messenger RNA from Naegleria lovaniensis, 1029 nucleotides. RefSeq lists its product as uncharacterized. The record is from RefSeq and is a predicted model, not a curated record. Bases 1 to 1029 code for a protein of 342 amino acids. NCBI's taxonomy places the organism in Eukaryota, Heterolobosea, Eutetramitea, Acrasida, Naegleriidae. Gene Ontology annotation, cellular component: synaptic vesicle membrane. The transcript is spliced from 2 exons. Gene Ontology annotation, biological process: neurotransmitter secretion. Gene Ontology annotation, molecular function: ATP binding.